Molecule: messenger RNA, 1376 nt
Organism: Eubalaena glacialis (North Atlantic right whale)
Lineage: Eukaryota; Metazoa; Chordata; Mammalia; Artiodactyla; Balaenidae
Gene: CPA5
Product: carboxypeptidase A5
Exons: 11
Coding region: 1-1311 (436 amino acids)
Biological process (GO): proteolysis
Molecular function (GO): zinc ion binding; metallocarboxypeptidase activity
Source: RefSeq, a predicted model, not a curated record
AUGCAGGGCUUCCCCGGAGGAAGUGCAGGGCGAGGGCUGUCCCCUGUGGACAGACAGACGCUUCUGGUCUGCAGCUUUAUCCUGGCGGCAGCUUUGGGCCAAAUGAAUUUCACAGGUGACCAGGUUCUUCGAGUCCUGGCUAAAAAUGAGAAGCAGCUUUCACUUCUCAGGGAUCUGGAGGGCCUGAAGCCCCAGAAGGUGGACUUCUGGCGUGGCCCAGCCAGGCCCAGCCUUCCUGUGGAUAUGAGGGUUCCUUUCUCUGCACUGAAGGACAUCAAAGCUUACCUGGAGUCUCAUGGCCUUGCUUACAGCAUCAUGAUAAAGGACAUCCAGGUGCUGCUGGACGAGGAGAGAGAAGCCAUGGCGAAAUCCCGCCGGCUGGAGCGCAGCACCAGUAGCUUCAGUUACUCCUCGUAUCACACCCUGGAGGAGAUAUAUACCUGGAUCGACAACUUUGUAACUGAGCAUUCAGAUAUUGUCUCAAAAAUUCAGAUUGGCCACAGCUUUGAAAAUCGGUCCAUUCUUGUUCUGAAGUUCAGCACUGGAGGUUCUCAGCGCCCAGCCAUCUGGAUCGACACUGGAAUCCACUCCCGGGAGUGGAUCACCCAUGCCACCGGCAUCUGGACUGCCAGGAAGAUUGUCAAUGAAUAUGGCAAAGACCGCAUCGUGACAGACGUACUGAACGCCAUGGACAUCUUCAUGGAGAUUGUCUCCAACCCUGAUGGGUUUGCUUAUACCCACAGCAUGAACCGCUUGUGGCGGAAGAACAAGUCCAGCAGACCCGGAAUCUUCUGCAUUGGUGUGGAUCUUAACAGGAACUGGAAGUCAGGCUUUGGAGGAAAUGGUUCUAACAACAACCCCUGCUCAGAGACUUAUCAUGGGCCCUCCCCUCAGUCAGAGCCAGAAGUGGCUGCCAUUGUGGACUUCAUCAUGUCCCACGGGAACAUCAAGGCUCUGAUCUCCAUCCACAGCUACUCUCAGAUGCUCAUGUACCCCUAUGGCCACUCUCUGGAGCCUGUUUCAAACCAGGAAGAGUUGUACAGUCUUGCCAAGGAUGCAGUGCAGGCCCUGUAUGAGGUUCAUGGGAUCGAGUACAUUUAUGGCAGCAUCAGCACCACCCUCUAUGUGGCCAGUGGGAUCACUGUCGACUGGGCCUAUGACAGUGGCAUCAAGUACUCCUUCACCUUCGAGCUCCGUGACACGGGGCACUAUGGCUUCCUGCUGCCGGCCACCCAGAUUAUCCCCACAGCCCAGGAGACGUGGAUGGCCAUUCGGACCAUCAUGGAGCACACGCUUAAUCACCCCUACUGACAAUACUGCUGAGGGCAGAGCCAGAGGGUUUGUCUUCUUUCCCAAGGCCGGGGCUCCUCCUGAAA